UUGAUAAUUAUGCAUCAUAAUGAUCGAAGAACUGCUCAUGAGCAUUUAUUCCAGCUUUUGGGAGAUGUUGCCAUCGUCAUCGAUCCGAUCGAUGAUUUAUCAUUUAGAUACCAAUCGGAUAAGAUUCAAGAAUUUACAACCAUCCUUCGAAGAUUUAAUCCACGAAAUAUUCUUAAUGUCUGUGAAAAGGACAGAGUUGUUACCAUUUAUAACAAAGAAUCUUUAAAAUUUUAUCUCGAACAGCAUCUUGAUGUAAAGCGUAUCAAGGCUCUAAAGAGAUGA
Messenger RNA from Dentiscutata erythropus, 282 nucleotides. Lineage: Eukaryota; Fungi; Glomeromycota; Glomeromycetes; Diversisporales; Gigasporaceae. The record is from the annotation of a GenBank genome assembly.